AUGACUCACAAAGUGGUUACAAGCAAUAAUAGGAACUACAUCUAUGAGGUGCAGAAAAAGUGAAGCAAAACUUGGUCUAAAGCUAAAAUGGUUGCUGUGUUUCUCCUUGCUGUCUUCUCAGUAAGUGUAUUCCUUCAGAGUCAAGGUCAAAAGAUCCAUGAAGCAAAGAUUUACAGUGAUAAUACAGAGGUACUCGAAGGUGGUAAACUGGAGCUUACAUGCAGCAUAUUUGGUUAUUCAGCAAAGGCAGUUUAUUUAUAUCUGUGUAAAAAUGGUAAAGCUAUAGAUCAGAAAAAACAACGCAAUCAACAAGACAUCAACUUUAGAAUAGAAGGAAUACAAAUGGAGCAUUCAGGCAACUACAGCUGUGUGUUCUCAGAAGAGCAGUUGGAAACAACCAACGUAAUGGGAUAUGGUGAUAAUUACAUCUUCAUAAAUGUGAUUGAAUCAUUGAUUCGUGCACAGAUACAUUUGCUUGAGUCUGAGGUACCAGAGGGAAGUGAUGUUGAGUUUAUGUGUACAUCAUCACACCCUUUAAACACAAACCAGUCCAGGAAUCUGAUUUUGGCAUAUCUCAUCAAAGACAGAAAGGCUGUUGAGGUCAGUAUUUGGGACACACAGAAGAUGAAGACAACAUUCACCCUCAGAAAGGUCCAGAUGGAAGAUGCUGGAACAUACAGCUGCGUUGUGUUGUUAAAUAUUCUUCCUCAUCCUGGAAUGAGACUCUAUGGAAGUAAUGAGGUCAAUCUUCAGAUAACAGUGGCGUCUAACAGCAGCACUGAGGAAGUGAAAAUUGUGCUAGUGUGUUCUGGCAUAGUGUUGCUCCUCUGUCUGUCUCUGGGAAUUUUGACAAUGAUCCGAAAGAGAGUAAUAGAAUGCCCUGGAUUCCAUAGUGAAAGAUCUUUGGAAAAUGAGGUGGAGAUCAGAGAAGCAGAGGCUAUAUAUGAAGAUACAACUGAAGCUACGAGUGAAAUACAGAGUGUGGUCCGCGACGAACAAGAAUGGGAUGAGUUCUCUGACAGCGAGGAAGAUCCGAAUGAAAAUCAGCCACACAAUGUUUCACAACUAUACACAGCUGUGGGAUUUUGAACCAAUGAUGUUUGGACACCAGAGAAAUAGAAACCAAGUGACUCAUUCUCAAGGUUACAUUCACACUGGUAGCGACUUGCAGUCACAAAGCCACCUGAACUCAUGAGCAAUAAGUGCUGCAAACUUACGACUACAUGAGAGACAGCGACUGUUAACUACUAGAUGUGUGCAAAGCUCUGCAAUGGAGGAGACCAGGGUUUUCCAAAAGAGGAAACAUGUUCUGUUAAGUACUCGUACCAACCAAAUAUUUCCACCAUGUAAAUAUUUGAAGAUAUUCUACAUAAUGACAAUCAAGUGAAAUGUUACAAUUGGCCCAGAUCGCUUGGUCUGAUGUAACAUGGUAUGGGGUCAGUUGUAACAUCUAGUUUCAUUAAGCCUGUUUGAGAAAGAUGAUUUUUUUUACAUUAGCUUUAUCAGGCAGUAAAGGGCUUUAAUAUUAUUAUUAUUAUUAUUAUUAUUAUUAUUAUUACCAGAAGAACGUAGUUUCUCUUUCAAAUAGCAUUUUAAGUGCUGUUUGAAUUGCAAAAUUACACACAGACAUCAAAGGCUGAUUGUCAGGUGAUGUCUGACAAACAAACAUAGCCUAUCUUGACCCAGACAAAUCUUGUGAUUUUAAUAAAAACACACACCACUAUAUUGUAAUUUAUUUCAUUUAAAUUCUGGGUUGACACAACAGAUAAACGAGAUAAAAACAUUAAUAAUAAUAAAAAUAAAAAAAAAAAAAAAAUAAAUAAAUAAAAAAAAACAGCUGACAACAGGAGUGUUGGCCAACAUAUGAAAACAAUAAAAAUGAGGAUUUCAGUUAAACUGUUUAAUUAGAUUUUUUGUGACAUUGCACUGCCAUUAGUGUAUCCUUUGUGUGGCCAUUGUAUGCAACCCCAUCACUGCUUACAGUUGUGAAAGUAGUUCUCAUUGCAUACAAUGGCCUUUAUGCGUAUAUGUUGUGUAGUCUUUUACUUUGAUGUUUUAUUAUACAUAAUUACUAUAUGUCACGCUCCAGUUCCCCUAUUUUUGCCAUGUUCCAAUAAAAAAAGAACAAACUAAUGUGCUUUCUUUAUUAUUGAUAAUAAUAAAUAAUAAAAUAUUAAAAUGUAUGGGACAAUUACAGCUAGUUACUGUGCUAUGUAUAUUUUUUUUAUACCGUAAUAUAUCUCAGCUACCAUUUACAGUAAUCAGUAAAUUACUGUGCACAGCAAUUGCAGUAGCUUCCUGUAAUCAUAUAUUUACAGUACAGUAACAGCCAGCAACAGUGCUGCCAGUUUUUUUUACUGUAAAAAUCAUGAUACGGUCUACCAGUGUAUAAAACAAUUGAGGCAUUUGAAAUAUGCAUUAUUUUCUGAAAUGCUUAUUUAG
Myxocyprinus asiaticus (Chinese sucker) is the source of this 2442-nucleotide messenger RNA. RefSeq lists its product as uncharacterized. Gene Ontology annotation, biological process: cell surface receptor signaling pathway. Bases 88 to 1089 code for a protein of 333 amino acids. The record is from RefSeq and is a predicted model, not a curated record. The transcript is spliced from 11 exons. NCBI's taxonomy places the organism in Eukaryota, Metazoa, Chordata, Actinopteri, Cypriniformes, Catostomidae. Gene Ontology annotation, molecular function: transmembrane signaling receptor activity.